AUGAGAAGAGGGAGCCGUAGUGGUGGAGGUGGAAGCAGUAGCAACAGUAGUUGUGACAGCAGGAGUACUGGCUGCAGUAGUGGCAGUGGCAGUGGCAGUGGCAGUGGCAGUGGCAGUGGCAGUGGCAGUGGCAGUGGCAGUGGCAGUGGCAGUGGCAGUGGCAGUGGCAGUGGCAGUGGCAGUGGCAGUGGCAGUGGCAGUGGCAGUGGCAGUGGCAGUGGCAGUGGCAGUGGCAGUGGCAGUGGCAGUGGCAGUGGCAGUGGCAGUGGCAGUGGCAGUGGCAGUGGCAGUGGCAGUGGCAGUGGCAGUGGCAGUGGCAGUGGCAGUGGCAGUGGCAGUGGCAGUGGCAGUGGCAGUGGCAGUGGCAGUGGCAGUGGCAGUGGCAGUGGCAGUGGCAGUGGCAGUGGCAGUGGCAGUGGCAGUGGCAGUGGCAGUGGCAGUGGCAGUAGACUUGGCAGUAGAAGUGACAGCAGUGGUAGUAGUAAUAGUGGCAGUAAUGGUAGUGGGAGUAGAAGUAGCGGCAGAAGUAGCGGUAGAAGUAGGGGUAGUAGCAAUAACUGA
Molecule: messenger RNA, 561 nt
Organism: Ochlerotatus camptorhynchus
Lineage: Eukaryota; Metazoa; Arthropoda; Insecta; Diptera; Culicidae
Exons: 1
Coding region: 1-561 (186 amino acids)
Source: RefSeq, a predicted model, not a curated record